Molecule: messenger RNA, 357 nt
Organism: Lactuca virosa
Lineage: Eukaryota; Viridiplantae; Streptophyta; Magnoliopsida; Asterales; Asteraceae
Source: the annotation of a GenBank genome assembly
AUGAUUUUGUUAAAGGCCUUUUCGGGACGAGAAAGAAUUAAGUUAGGAAGCCUCCUUCUCAUCACUAGCAUCGACACUCCCGAGAGCUCCGAUUGGAGUGCUUUUCAGUCGUUUUACAUUGGAGGAAGAGCAAACCCAUCUUCAGUUCUUGUCGAAUUCGAUGCUUACCUUCAAUCGAGUUGCGGGUUUGAUGGAGCGAGAAUGGGACGCCGUGUGGGAGAAGUUCUUGCCUUCGGAUUACCAAAAGAUUUUGAUGGCGGCGGUUCAGCCAAGUGUGGUUCGAAGAAGGAGAUGCAUCUUCGUCUCUGCAAUCAUCCGGUCAUCAUCGAUGGUGGCAACAAGUUGGAUGCUUACUAA